Molecule: messenger RNA, 1871 nt
Organism: Saccostrea echinata
Lineage: Eukaryota; Metazoa; Mollusca; Bivalvia; Ostreida; Ostreidae
Product: receptor expression-enhancing protein 5-like
Exons: 6
Coding region: 29-667 (212 amino acids)
Source: RefSeq, a predicted model, not a curated record
CAUAUAGGGUUGGAAAAAGGAGUUCAUCAUGGCCAGCGCUGUUCAACAGAAUGUGGAAACAUGGAAGGCUAAACUAGAUAAGAUAUUGCACGAGAAGAAUGGCUUCACAGAUCUUCUGGAGAAGGUGGAGCAGAAGACAGGCGUGCGCAGACUCUACCUGGCUCUUGGCCUUUUUGCUAUUGUAGUCCUGUAUUUAAUGGUGGGCUAUGGUGCACAGUUUCUGUGUAAUUUUAUUGGCUUUAUCUACCCAGCUUAUGCAUCAUUUAAGGCUGUAGAAAGCACAGACAAAGAUGAUGAUACUGUGUGGUUGAUAUACUGGGUCGUCUACAGCUUUUUCGCUCUCCUAGAAUUCUUCACAGACAUCUUUUUGUUUUGGAUCCCUUUCUACUGGCUUCUGAAGUGUAUCUUCCUGGUGUGGUGUAUGGCUCCCACGUCAUACAAUGGCUCUCAGAUGCUCUACUUUAGAUUUAUCAGACCAUUUAUCCUCCGCUAUGAGAAGAGAAUUGACAGUGCCCUCGACCGGGCCUCUGAUGCUGCAAAGGAAGUGUUUGGCAUAGCUUUCAAAGCAACAAAACAGGCGGGAGAAGUGGCCCAAGACAUGGCCAGUGAUGCAGCAUCCGAUGCCCUGAAGAAACAGUACUUGGAUAAUUCAGCAAAGACUGACUAAACAGGACUACAUCCUCCACCCUCCCUCCCUUCAGCAGUAUCCCCCUAAUACCCUCCACCUGAUUUAAUGACACACACCUGAACUUUAACCUCCCCCACUGUGAAAACUUUUCAACCUAUCAAGGAUCCCUUGACCAAUACAUUACCGCCGAACCAAUCUAAACUUUUAUCUGAGACUUAUGUGCAAUAUACAUUUGCAAAAUUUGAGAAGUGAUGAACCCCUUGUUUUUCUUGUUAAAUUGAUUACUUUUUGAUGUGUUCACUCCGUCAUUAUUUCAUCGUUGAUUUUAGAAUCUCCCUAUCUCCCUUGAUUCGUCAUGUCUGAGUUUUUGUUCCCAGGGUAUCUGUUAAUUCAGUUUGUUAAAAUCUGGAGUAUUAGUAAUCAAGUGUUUGCAAAGCAGACAUCUUGAAUUUUGCUCAAUAUAAAUAAGUGUAUGAAUACAAUAAUUCUUUACCUUACAUAUCUUCUGUUGGCAGUUAUAUACAAUAUAGCAAACUUAAAUGUAACCAUAUCAAACUUACUUUGUAUUAACACAUAACGUAAAGAGAAAAUUAGCAUUGUAACAAUGACAGCUCGGCUUGUACAACCUAUCUAGUUCCCCAAGUAUGUAAAUAUUAUUCAAAAUGUUGGUUUAGUUCCCUAGGAAUGUAAAUAUCAUUCAACAUUUUGUUGUUGUAAAAGUAUAAUAAAAAUACUCCGCAUAUUAAGACUUUUAUCCAUUUUAAAAUUUUCUACAUAGUCAAUAUUUUUCUCAGACAAUACACCAUCAACUGCAAAAUGUACAUAGCUUAAUUUUUCUAUGAUACAAAUUUUUAUCAUAUUUGAUAGAUAUUGAUUCUUCUUUGUUAAUUAUUAGAUAUUUAUUAAACUUGCUGUGAAAUUUAAUAAUUUCAAUAUUUAUAGAGCUUCAUAUGCAUGAAAUAUUGGUGUAUACUUCUACAGAAAUGUGGAAACUGUACAUAUUAUUAUUUAUUUAUUUUCUACAUUCCUAAAUCAUCUAGUUAUCUUUUAAAACUGAAAUGAAUUAAAAACUUUCAAUUUUUAACCGUCUGUAUGAAUAAAUGAGAUAACAGUAAAAUCUUAGAUCCACCACGAAGAAGUGUUACCUAGUUAUCCUUUGUCCUAGAUUGUUACUGUGUAAGUUCUUUUGUCAUGUAUCAAAUCUGCUAGCAUUUUCUAAGUCAAUAAAACUCUGAAAAAACAA